Rangifer tarandus platyrhynchus (Svalbard reindeer) is the source of this 31450-nucleotide messenger RNA. The record is from the annotation of a GenBank genome assembly. Lineage: Eukaryota; Metazoa; Chordata; Mammalia; Artiodactyla; Cervidae.
AUGUCCAGCCAAGAGAGUCCUGGUGUGGAGUCUUCUACGACGACAGUCAGUUCAGUAGCUGUGCAGGCUGGGGACUCCAAAAUCGUUAUAGCUGUCAUAAAGUGUGGCAAAUGGGUACAACUUCAGUUGGCUGAAUCACAGCCCAAUCUUCUAGAAAUUGGAAGCAAUCAAGAUGAAACCAAAAAACUUCUUCACGAUCAUGAACUUCUUUUGGCCAAACUCAAGGUUUUGGAAGAUCGAGUCUGGGAACUCCUGCAAGAAGCAGAUAGGACUGCUGAAGAGAACAAGGAUCAGAGUCAGGUCUAUGACGCAAUGGCCAAAACUCUGGGCGAAGCAUGGGCAGCCCUGGUCUCCAUGCUUGAGAGAAGGAGGGAGCUUCUCAGAUUGACCUCUGAGUUUUUUGAAAACGCCUUGGAGUUUGCCAUUAAAAUAGACCAAGCAGAAGAGUUCCUCCAGAACACUCAGGAGUUUGAGAGUGCCGAGUGCUUGAAGUCACUCCUUCAACUUCAUGAACAUCAUACCAAAGAACUCUUAGAACGAUCUCUAGCCCUUUUAAACAAAAGUCAACAACUCACUGACUUCAUAGAAAAAAUCAAGUGUGAUGGACCUAAUGUAAAUGCUGAGAUGAUUCAGGGAGCUCAAAACAGCUGCCUGAAGAUCGACAGUCUUCUUGAACUUCUCCAAGACAGGAGGCGGCAACUAGACAAGUACCUGAAACAACAGCAGCAGGAAUUGAGUCAGGUUCUGCAGAUGUGUCAGUGGGACCAACAGGAAAGUCAGGUCACUUGUUGGUUUCAGAAAACUAUAAGAGAUUUAGAGGAACAAGGUCUAGGUACAUCUCUUUCAGACAAUGAGGAGCUUAUUCGUAAGCAUGAAGAACUGAUAAUAAAAGCAAAGGAAUGGAAUGCGGUGGUCGAGACGCUGAAGAGUGAGGCGCUGGGGCUUCUCCUCUCCAAGGAGAAUGUGGAGAACGAACACCUACAGCUCUCUAACCAGAAACUGAAUCAGCUUCAAGAGGAGUUUGGUCAGCUCAUGGCGGAAAGGAAAGGCUGGUUAAAAAAGGCAAAUGAGUUUUUUAACAGCGCGAACAAGGCAUUUGAUGUACUUGGAAGAGUUGAAGCUUACCUUAAGCUCCUUAAAUCAGAGGGUUUAAGUCUGCCUGUCUUGGCGGCGAGGCAUGAAGAAUUACACAGAGAAAUUAAAGACUGCACAGCUGAUGCUUUGCAGAAAGGGCAAGCCUUGAUCAGCCAACUAGCUUCCUGCAGCUCUCGGGUGACCGGUGUCCGUGAGAUUAUGGGCUGCAUCAGAAGACGGGUAGAACAUCUGACUGAACAGUGUUCAGCGCACAAGGAACUUUCUCUUAAGAGACAGCAAUUAACAGCCUCAGUGGAGGGCCACCUAAGAGAGGUUGAAAUGUCCAUUCAGAAAAUCAGCACAGUAAUUUCCAAUGCAAUGGAUGUCGGUUCCAGCCUUUCUGAAUCAGAGAAGAUUUUGAGCAAAUAUCUGGAACUAGAUAAACAAGCUAAGGAGACGUCACAUGAAUUAGAAGCAGCUGCAAAACUCUUGACAGAGAAACAUGAUUUUGAACUUGAUGAACUGGCAUCACUUUCUUCUAAAGCUAAAUGGCUAGAGGAAGAAUUAAACAUAUUUGGCCAAAGCAUCAGCUCCAGGUCACAAGUCCUGCAAACUUACGUGGCAUUUCUGAAGUCAUCGGAGGAGGUAGAGAAGCAAUGUCAUGGCCUAAAGGAGUUUUACCAAACUGACAUCCUACGAAAGGAAGAGGGCGGUGCUGAAGCCAAGCAUUGGUCUGACUCAGUGGAGAAGCAGUGGCAGCUAUUUUUAAAGAGGAGUUUUUUAACGCACGACCUUGGGCUCGAGUUCCUUAAUUUAAUAAAUAUGGCAAAAGAAAAUGAAAUAUUAAAUGUGAAAAAUGAAGUACACGUCAUGGAGAACACUAUGGAAAGCCAGAAGGCAGAAAGGGAAGAACUCAGCCACCUUCGGACAGCCUGGCAACUUAAAGCCGCUGCAAGCAAGCCCGUGAAACAGCAGUGGGCAGCAUUCAAAGAGCAGCUUAGAAAGACCAUGCACAACUUAAAACUUCUUCAGGAAGUGCUUAUGCCUGUGUCUGCACUUGACCUUGGAGGGAGUCUCCAGACCAUUUUAGGUCUACGGAAAAAAUGGAAUGAAAUGAAGCCUCAGUUCCAGCAACUGAAUGAUGAGGUUCAGUAUAUUAUAAAAGAGUCAGAAGAGUUAAAUGGCAAAGGAGCACCUGUGAAAGAAAAGUCUCAACAGCUGAAGGAUCUUAUUUACUUCCAUCAGAACCAGAAACAGAGAAUCCGAGAUUACGAGGACAUCCUAUAUAAGAUUAUCCAGUUCCACCAAGUCAGAGAAGAGCUGGGAAGACUCUUCAAAUCAAGAGAACUGGAGUUUCCAGAACAGACAAAGGAAAUGAAUGAUGCUCACAAUGCCCAGGUCCUCCUCAGACGCUCUCGGGCAAAACAGGCGCACAUAGACCAUCUCCAUAAACUGGCUCUCUCCUUGGGGGUGGAUGUCAUCUCAUCAGUGCAGCAGCCUAACUGCUCGAACAUUUCUGCAAAGAACCUGCAGCAACAGCUGGACAUGCUUGAAGGGGACUGUCUGACCUGGCGUGCCCAGGCCGAGGACCAUGAGCGGGCCCUGACCCGCAGCCUGGAGUUCUGCAUUACAAGGGAUGAGAUAAGUGAGCUCAAAGAAUCAUUCAAAGAAAUAAAAAAGAAAUUCAACAAUUUGAAGUUUAAUUACACUAAGAAAAAUGAAAAAGCUCGAAAUCUAAAAGCUCUCAAAUAUCAAAUUCAACAAGUGGAUAUGUAUGCUGAAAAACUACAGGCUUUGAAAAGGAAAAUGGAAAAAGUUGAGAAUAAAACUUCUUUCUUAAAUUAUCCAAAUAAUAAAGAGAAUAUCCUUUUGGAAGCCAUGAGGGAUUUGCAGAAGCAUGUGGAUGAAUUUGACAAAGUUGUAACAGAUUACAGGAAGAAUUUGGACCUGACUGAGCAUCUCCAGGAGUUGAUAGAAGAGUGUCACUUUUGGUAUGAAGAUGCGAGUGCCACAGUUGUAAGAGUGGGAAAGUAUUCCGCAGAGUGCAAGACCAAGGCAGCAGUGGAGAUCCUCCACCAGCAGUUCAAAAAGUUUAUCACACCCGCAGUGCCUCAGCAAGAAGAAAGGAUUCAGGAGAUCAGUGACCUCGCUCAGCGCUUAUAUGGUUUUGAAGAAGGGCAGAAAUAUGCUGAAAAAAUAGUGGCCAAACACAAAGAAGUUCUUGAAUCUAUCACUGAAUUAUGUAGCUUUCUCACAGAGCUUGAAGAAAAGCUGAAGCAGGGAGAUGUUUUAAAGUUGAAUCUGAAUUUGGAAGACUCCUAUGAUGAUUGCGUUGACCUACAAAAAGAACCAGCAAGAAAUAAGCAAACAAUAUUCAAUGAUGGAAGGAAUAAGGAGCAGGCCCAGCCAGCAGCCAUCUUGGCCGUCAACGGAGCACGAAAGCGUCAGCUUCCACAGGGCAUGAAGCAGCUGGUCCCCGGCCAAGAGAGUGCUGUCCAAGGCCUGCUUCUGCCUGGGGACGUGCUUUCAGGAGAAAAAUAUCAGUGUGUUUCACCCGACGACAUCUCCCUGCCUCCAGUCCCAGGAAGCCCCGAUUCUCUCCUCUCUCCGUCCAACAUGGAGCUGGAGGCGCGUGGCAGCCGGUUCCCCCGCCAUCACCUCAGUGGCCACGGGAUGCAGACGGGGGCCAGCGGUCCAGGAGAGGCCCCUGAAUCUGGCUUUCCUCCACCUGCUGCUUUUGCUGAUGCUUGCAAUGAUAAGAGAGAAACGUUUUCAAGUCAUUUUGAGAAGCCUUCCCCCCAGGUCCAAGCCGAGCCCCCAUUAACAUCCCAAGGAUUUCUGGAGAAGAGUACUGCCUUCCACAAAAUCAGUGCUCAACUUCCAGAGAGCAUGCGCAGUGAAGUGCAUGACAGAGCUUCACAACAGCACCCCCAGGCUCAGGGACAUUUGCUAGAAAGACCAGAGAAAAUGCAUGCUGAUAAUAACGUCACUAAAACCCGAAAUAGGCUGCAUGCUUCCCAGGAUGCAUUCUCGGGCCUCGGGUUUCAUCCAGGCCCCAGCCAGGCCUGUCAGAGGCAAAUGGUUCCCCGAGAAGAGAUUAUAAGUACACCAGCUAAGAACAGUAUGGUCAGCCUAGCUGGCCAGGCCCCUAAUUUUUCCAGGCUCCUGUCUAACGUAACUGUCAUGGAAGGUUCUCCAGUGACUUUGGAAGUUGAAGUAACAGGAUUUCCAGAGCCUACACUGACAUGGUACAAGAAGGGCCAGAAAUUGUCUGCAGAUGGGCACUUGCAGGUUUUACACAAGGAGACAAGACACUUGGUGUUCAUUCCGAAGGUAUGCAAGGCAGAUGCAGGCCUCUAUGUGGCGCGGGCCCAAAACCCUAGUGGCAUUCUCUCCUCCAGUGUCAACCUCCACGUGACAGCGGAGACAGCGCCACCCAACUUCGCUCAGCGGCUGCAGAGCAUGACUGUGAGACAAGGAAGCCAAGUGCGACUCCAAGUGAGAGUGACGGGAAUCCCUACACCUGUGGUGAAGUUCUACCGGGACGGGGCCGAGAUCCAGAGCUCCCUUGAUUUUCAAAUUUCACAAGAAGGCGAGCUCUACAGCUUACUGAUUGCGGAAGCAUACCCGGAAGACUCCGGAACCUAUUCAGUAAAUGCAACCAAUAGCGUUGGAAGAGCUACUUCCACUGCCGAAUUACUGGUUCAAGGUGAAGAAGUAGUACCCGCUAAAAGGACAAAGACAAUUGUUUCGACUGCUCAGAUUUCAGAAACACGACAAACUCGAAUUGAAAAGAAGAUUGAGGCCCACUUUGAUGCCAGAUCAAUUGCAGCAGUUGAGAUGGUCAUAGAUGGUGCCGCUGGGCAACAGCUGCCGCAUAAAACACCUCCCAGGAUACCUCCUAAACCAAAAUCAAGGUCUCCCACACCACCAUCCAUUGCUGCCAAAGCACAGUUGGCUCGACAGCAGUCCCCAUCGCCAAUAAGACACUCCCCUUCCCCUGUCAGACAUGUGCGGGCACCGACUCCAUCUCCUGUCAGGUCCGUGUCUCCAGCGGGGAGGAUUUCCACAUCCCCCAUCAGAUCCGUUAGGUCUCCCUUACUUGUCCGGAAGGCUCAGACACCCACCAUGCCCCCAGGCCCUGAAGUGCCUCCCCCUUGGAAGCAAGAGGGCUACGUGGCUUCAUCUGAGGCUGAGAUGAGAGAAACCACAGUGACCAGUGCUACUCAGAUCAGGACAGAGGAGAGAUGGGAAGGGAGAUACGGGAUCCAGGAGCAAGUGACCAUCAGCGGAGCUGCAGGCGCCGCCGCCCGAACUACCUUCGCAGCAGGAGCUGUCGCCGCUGGGGCUUCAGAGGUGAGACAAGAGACGGACAAGAGUGCAGCUGUUGCCACAGUCGUUGCUGCCGUUGACCUGGCCAGAGUGAGAGAACCAGUUCUCGGCGCUGUAGAGCAGACUGCCCAGAGGACAACCACGACUGCCGUGCACACCCAGCCUGCUCCCGAACAGAUAAGAAAGGAGGCAGAGAAGACUGCUGUAACUAAGGUGGUAGUGGCCACCGAUAAAGCCAAAGAGCAAGAAUUAAAAGCCAGAACCAGAGAAGUAAUUACGACAAAACAAGAGCAGGUGCACGUAACUCAUGAACAGAUAAGAAAAGAAACUGAAAAAGCAUUUGUACCAAAAGUAGUAAUUUCCGCAGCUAAAGCCAAAGAACAGGAAACUAGAAUAACUGGAGAAAUUACUACAAAACAAGAACAAAAACAAAUAACUCAAGAAACAAUAAUACAGAAAGCUGAGACAGCUGCUGUGUCCAUGGUGGUAGUUGAAACUGCCAAGCCCACGAAACUAGAAACAAUUCUGGGAGCCCAAGAAGAAAUUGUCACACAACAAGAUCAAAUGCACAUAACUCAUGAAAAGAUAUUGAAAGAGACUAGGAAAACAGUGGUACCUAAAGUCAUAGUUGCCACACCCAAAGUCAAAGAACAAGAUGUAUUAUCAAGAACUAGAGAAGGCAUCACUACCAAAAGAGAGCAAGUUCAAGUAACUCAGGAAAAGAUGAGAAAGGAAGCUGAGAAAACUGCCUUGUCUACAAUAGCAGUUGCUACUGCUAAAGCCAAAGAACAAGAAACAAUACUGAGAACUAGAGAAGAAAUGGCUACUAGACAAGAACAAAUCCAAGUUACUCAUGGAAAGGUGGGCGUUGGGAAAAAGGCGGAAGCUGUAGCAACAGUGGUUGCUGCAGUUGAUCAGGCCCGAGUUCGAGAGCCCAGAGAACCCGGACAUGUUGAAGAAUCAUACGCUCAGCAGACCACUUUGGAGUAUGGAUAUAAGGAGCACGUUUCCGCCACAAAGGUAGCUGAGCAGCCCCCACGUCCAGCCUCAGAGCCCCACGUUGUCCCUAAAGCAGUCAAGCCUAGAGUAAUCCAUGCUCCUUCUGAGACUCAUAUCACAACUACUGAUCAAAUGGGAAUGCACAUAUCAUCACAGAUCAAGAAAACUACAGAUCUAACAAGCGAAAGAUUAGUCCAUGUGGAUAAACGCCCCCGUACAGCAAGCCCUCACUUUACUGUUUCAAAAAUUUCUGUUCCUAAGACAGAACAUGGAUAUGAGGCAUCAAUAGCCGGUAGCGCUAUUGCCACAUUACAAAAAGAGUUGUCAGCCACACCUUCUGCUCAGAAGGUCACCAAAUCUGUGAAGGCACCUACUGUAAAGCCUGCUGAGGCUAGAGUGAGAGCAGAGCCCACUCCUUCACCCCAGUUCCCCUUCGUGGACACACCAGAGACUUUUAAGAGUCAAGUUGGCAUUGAGGUGAAGAAGGAGGUUGGGGUGAGCAUCACUGGUGUUGCGGUCCAUGAAGAGCGCUUCGAAGCACUGCGUGAGCGUGAAGCCAAGGUAACAGAAACAGCAAGAGUACCUGCACCUGUCGAAAUCCCUGUCACUCCACCAACUUUAGUCUCGGGCUUAAAGAACGUGACUGUGAUUGAAGGUGAAUCUGUCACCUUAGAGUGCCACAUCUCUGGAUACCCAUCCCCCAAAGUGACAUGGUACAGAGAAGACUACCAGAUAGAAAGUUCCAUUGAUUUCCAGAUAACCUUCCAGAGUGGAAUUGCUCGCCUUAUGAUUCGUGAAGCCUUUGCAGAAGACAGCGGGCGGUUCACUUGCACUGCUGUGAACGAGGCUGGGACCGUCAGCACAUCCUGCUAUCUAGCUGUGCAAGUGUCAGAAGAAUUUGAAAAGGAAACCACAGCUGUGGCUGAGAAAAUCACCACAGAAGAGAAACGCUUCGUCGAAUCAAGGGAUGUGGUAAUGACUGAUACUAGCUUCACAGAGGAACCAGCAGGGCCGGGAGAACCUGCCGCUCCUUUCUUUAUUACAAAACCAGUGGUCCAGAAACUGGUGGAAGGUGGGAGCAUUGUAUUUGAAUGCCAGGUUGGCGGCAACCCGAAGCCCCAUGUCUACUGGAAGAAGUCUGGUGUUCCUCUAACCACAGGAUACAGAUACAAAGUGAGUUACAACAAACAAACUGGUGAGUGCAGACUGGUGAUUUCAAUGACUUUUGCCGAUGAUGCUGGAGAAUACACUAUUGUUAUUCGUAAUAAGCAUGGAGAAACUUCUGCAUCUGCCUCCUUGCUUGAAGAAGCUGAUUAUGAGUCACUGAUGAAAUCCCAGCAAGAAAUGCUUUACCAAACACAAGUGACUGCAUUUGUGCAAGAACCUAAAGUUGGAGAAAUAGCACCUGGAUAUGUAUACUCUGAGUAUGAAAAAGAGUAUGAAAAAGAACAAGCCUUAAUUAGGAAGAAAAUGGCCAAAGAUACUGUAAUGGUCAGAACUUUUGUGGAAGACCAGGAAUUCCACAUUUCUUCCUUUGAAGAGAGACUAAUUAAAGAAAUUGAAUACAGAAUAAUAAAGACUACAUUAGAAGAACUUCUUGAAGAAGAUGGAGAAGAAAAGAUGGCAGUUGACAUUUCUGAAUCUGAAGCUAUUGAAGCAGGAUUUGAUUUAAGAGUCAAGAAUUACAGAAUUCUUGAAGGGAUGGGUGUUACAUUUCAUUGCAAGAUGUCUGGGUAUCCAUUACCCAAGAUUGCAUGGUAUAAAGAUGGCAAGCGCAUCAAACAUGGAGAGAGAUACCAUAUGGAAUUUCUACAAGAUGGCAGAGCUAGUCUGCGAAUACCUGUUGUUCUUCCAGAAGAUGAAGGCAUCUAUACUGCAUUUGCCAGCAAUAUGAAAGGAAAUGCAAUUUGCUCAGGGAAAUUGUAUGUGGAGCCUGCUGCACCUCUUAGUGCUCCAACUUACAUACCCACACCAGAGCCAGUGAGCAGAAUCAGAUCCAUCUCUCCACGUUCAGUGAGCAGAUCUCCGAUACGCAUGUCCCCUGCACGCAUGUCCCCUGCACGCAUGUCCCCUGCACGGAUGUCCCCUGCACGGAUGUCCCCUGGACGCAGGCUGGAGGAAACAGAUGAGUCACAACUCGAGAGACUGUAUAAGCCAGUCUUUGUGUUGAAACCUACUUCUUUCAAGUGUGUAGAAGGACAGACUGCCAGAUUUGACUUAAAGGUUGUGGGUCGACCCAUGCCCGAGACCUUCUGGUUUCAUGACGGCCAGCAAAUUGUCAAUGACUAUACCCAUAAAGUAGUCGUUAAAGAAGAUGGUACCCAAUCACUGCUUAUUGUCCCUGCAACACCCAGUGAUUCUGGGGAAUGGACGGUGGUUGCCCAAAACAGGGCAGGGAAAUCUUCAAUUUCAGUGAUUUUAACUGUGGAAGCUGUGGAACAUCAGGUAAAACCAGUGUUUGUGGAAAAACUGAGGAAUCUCAACAUAAAGGAAGGUUCCCGACUUGAAAUGAAAGUUAGAGCUACGGGCAACCCCAAUCCUGACAUUGUAUGGUUGAAAAACAGUGAAAUCAUUGUACCUCAUAAAUAUCCCAAAAUCAGAAUUGAAGGGACCAAGGGAGAAGCUGCCCUUAAAAUCGAUUCCACUGUCAGCCAAGACUCUGCCUGGUACACUGCAACCGCUAUUAAUAAGGCUGGCCGAGACACUACACGAUGCAAAGUAAAUGUUGAAGUUGAGUUUGCAGAGCCUGAGCCAGAGAGGAGAUUAAUCAUCCCACGAGGGACGUAUAGAGCAAAGGAGAUUGCAGCCCCAGAACUGGAGCCUCUCCAUUUGCGAUAUGGCCAAGAGCAGUGGGAAGAGGGUGACCUCUAUGACAAAGAAAAGCAACAGAAACCAUUUUUCAAGAAAAAACUGACUUCCUUAAGACUCAAGCGCUUUGGGCCUGCCCACUUUGAAUGCAGGCUGACACCAAUCGGCGACCCAACGAUGGUGGUGGAAUGGCUCCACGAUGGAAAGCCACUGGAAGCAGCCAACAGGCUGCGCAUGAUCAAUGAAUUUGGGUAUUGUAGCCUUGAUUACGCAGUGGCAUAUUCCAGAGACAGUGGUGUCAUUACUUGCAGAGCUACUAACAAAUAUGGAACAGACCACACAUCUGCUACCCUUAUUGUCAAAGAUGAGAAGAGUCUUGUGGAGGAAUCCCAAUUGCCUGAGGGGAGGAAAGGCUUACAGAGAAUUGAAGAAUUAGAGCGCAUGGCUCAUGAAGGUGCCCUUACUAGUGUGACAACCGAUCAAAAGGAGAAGCAAAAGCCAGACAUUGUCUUGUUCCCAGAGCCAGUAAGAGUACUGGAAGGGGAGACCGCCAGAUUCCGUUGCCGGGUAACAGGCUACCCUCAGCCCAAAGUCAACUGGUACCUUAAUGGGCAGCUCAUCCGCAAAAGCAAACGGUUCAGAGUCCGCUAUGACGGCAUUCAUUAUCUGGACAUCGUGGACUGCAAGUCUUAUGAUACAGGUGAAGUCAAGGUCACCGCAGAAAACCCUGAAGGUGUGAUAGAGCAUAAAGUAAAGCUUGAGAUCCAACAGAGGGAAGAUUUUAGGUCUGUCCUUAGGCGAGCCCCUGAGCCAAAGCCCGAGUUUCACAUCCACGAACCUGGGAAGCUUCAGUUUGAAGUACAAAAAGUAGACAGGCCUGUUGACACCACUGAAACCAAGGAAAUUGUGAGGCUGAAGAGAGCUGAAAGGAUCACCCAUGAAAAAGUGUCUGAAGAAUCAGAAGAGCUGCGUAGCAAGUUCAAGCGCAGAACUGAGGAAGGCUACUAUGAGGCCAUCACAGCUGUGGAGCUCAAGUCUCGUAAGAAGGACGAAUCCUACGAAGAGCUUCUCAGGAAGACAAAAGACGAACUUCUCCACUGGACCAAGGAGCUGACCGAAGAGGAGAAGAAAGCCCUUGCUGAAGAAGGCAAAAUCACCAUUCCAACUUUUAAACCUGACAAAAUUGAGUUAAGUCCUAGUAUGGAGGCCCCCAAAAUAUUCGAAAGAAUCCAAAGCCAGACAGUGGGCCAGGGAUCUGAUGCACACUUCCGGGUCAGAGUGGUGGGAAAACCUGAUCCUGAAUGUGAGUGGUACAAAAAUGGUGUGAAGAUUGAGCGCUCUGACCGAAUCUACUGGUAUUGGCCCGAAGACAACGUUUGUGAGCUGGUCAUAAGAGAUGUGACGGCUGAGGACUCUGCCAGCAUCAUGGUGAAAGCCAUCAAUAUUGCUGGGGAAACCUCAAGCCACGCAUUCUUACUCGUCCAGGCCAAGCAAUUGAUCACUUUUACACAGGAAUUACAAGAUGUUGUUGCUAAGGAAAAAGACACCAUGGCAACCUUUGAAUGUGAAACCUCAGAGCCAUUUGUCAAAGUGAAAUGGUAUAAAGAUGGUGUGGAAAUUCACACAGGAGAUAAAUAUAGGAUGCACUCUGACAGGAAAGUUCACUUCCUGUCCGUGCUGACGAUCGACGCAUCUGAUGCUGAAGACUAUAGCUGUGUACUUGUGGAAGACGAAAACGUGAAAACAACAGCUAAACUUAUUGUCGAAGGUGCAGUUGUUGAGUUUGUGAAAGAACUUCAGGACAUAGAGGUUCCAGAAUCAUUUUCAGGGGAGUUAGAGUGCAUUAUAACCCCGGAAAAUAUAGAAGGCAAAUGGUAUCAUAAGGGUGUGGAGCUUAAAUCCAAUGGCAAGUACACAAUUACAUCCCGCCGUGGCCGUCAGAACCUCACAGUCAAGGAUGUGACCAAAGAGGACCAGGGAGAAUACAGCUUUGUUGUCGAUGGGAAAAAGACAACCUGUAGACUAAAGAUGAAACCCCGCCCCAUCGCUAUCCUGCAAGGACUCAGUGAUCAAAAAGUCUGUGAGGGUGACAUUGUUCAGCUUGAAGUUAAAGUCUCCUUAGAGAAUGUGGAAGGUGUCUGGAUGAAAGACGGCGAAGAAGUGCAGCCAGGCGACAGGGUUCACAUUGUGAUAGACAAGCAGUCACACAUGCUGCUUAUUGAAGACAUGACUAAGGAGGAUGCUGGCCAUUACUCCUUCACCAUUCCUUCCCUCGGACUGUCAACCCGUGGGCGCGUCUCUGUCUACAGUGUUGAUGUGAUAACGCCUUUAAAAGAUGUUAAUGUGCUUGAAGGCACCAAGGCUGUGCUCGAAUGUAAGGUCUCAGUCCCUGAUGUGACUUCUGUUAAAUGGUACUUAAAUGACGAACAGAUCAAGCCUGAUGAUCGCGUGCAUGCCAUUGUUAAAGGCACUAAGCAGCGACUUGUGAUUAACCGGACCCAUGCUUCAGAUGAAGGACCUUACAAGCUGGUGGUUGGCAGAGUUGAAACCAGCUGUGAUCUCUCUGUAGAAAAAAUUAAAAUCAUCAGAGGUCUUCGUGACCUGACCUGUACAGAGACCCAAAAUGUGGUCUUGGAAGUUGAACUGUCCCACUCAGGAAUUGAUGUCUUGUGGAAUUUUAAGGACAAGGAAAUCAAACCCAGUUCUAAAUAUAAAAUUGAAGCUCAUGGAAAAAUAUAUAAGUUGACAGUUCUAAAUAUGAUGAAAGAUGAUGAAGGCGAAUAUACAUUUUAUGCUGGAGAAAAUAGGACAUCUGGAAAACUUACCGUGGCAGGCGGUGCCAUCUCUAAGCCACUCACAGAUCAGACGGUAGCUGAGUCCCAGGAAGCUGUGUUUGAGUGUGAAGUUGCCAACCCAGAUUCUGAAGGCGAAUGGUUGAAGGAUGGCAAACACCUACCGCUGAGUAAAACUAUCAGAAGUGAAUCUGACGGCCGCAAAAGAAGACUUAUCAUUGCUGCCACCAAACUAGAUGACAUUGGAGAAUACACCUACAAGGUGGCCACUUCCAAAACAUCUGCCAAACUCAAAGUUGAAGCUGUCAAAAUUAAGAAGACUCUGAAGAACCUCACAGUGACAGAGACCCAGGAUGCUGUUUUCACGGUGGAGCUCACACACCCUAACGUAAAAGGCGUCCAGUGGAUCAGAAACGGGGUUGUGCUGGAAUCCAAUGACAAGUACACUAUCUCCGUCAAAGGAACAGUUUACUCUCUGAGAAUUAAAAACUGUGCCGUGGUGGACGAAUCUGUUUAUGGCUUCAAGCUUGGAAAGCUGGGAGCCAGUGCCAGACUGCACGUUGAGACCGUCAAGAUCAUUAAGAAACCAAAGGAUGUGACUGCCUUGGAAAAUGCCACUGUUUCCUUUGAAGUCAGCGUUUCCCAUGACACAGUGCCAGUAAAAUGGUUCCACAAGAAUGUGGAGAUUAAGCCGAGUGACAAGCACAGGCUCGUCUCGGAAAGGAAGGUCCACAAGCUGAUGCUGCAGCAUAUUUCCCCCUCGGAUGCUGGGGAGUACACAGCUGUGGUGGGGCAGCUGGAAUGCAAGGCGAAACUAUUCGUGGAGACAUUACAUAUUACAAAAACCAUGAAAAACAUCGAGGUGCCCGAGACCAAAACUGCCUCUUUUGAGUGUGAGGUCUCCCACUUCAAUGUACCUUCCAUGUGGCUGAAGAAUGGCGUGGAGAUUGAGAUGAGUGAAAAGUUCAAGAUUGUGGUGCAGGGAAAACUCCACCAGCUAGUCAUCAUGAACACCAGCACGGAGGACUCAGCAGAAUACACGUUUGUCUGUGGCAAUGACCAAGUCAGCGCCACCCUCAAAGUGACCCCCAUCAUGAUUACAUCCAUGCUGAAGGACAUCAAUGCAGAAGAAAAAGACACCAUUACCUUUGAGGUGACAGUGAACUAUGAAGGCAUCUCUUACAAAUGGUUAAAGAAUGGUGUGGAAAUCAAAUCAACUGACAGGUGCCAGAUGAGAACCAAAAAGCUCACCCACUCACUGAACAUCAGGAAUGUCCACUUUGGGGAUGCCGCUGAGUACACCUUCGUGGCUGGAAAAGCUACCUCAACAGCCACUCUUUAUGUGGAAGCUCGUCAUAUAGAAUUUAGGAAACACAUUAAGGACAUUAAGGUUCUUGAGAAGAAGCGAGCCAUGUUUGAAUGUGAAGUUUCUGAACCUGACAUCACCGUGCAGUGGAUGAAGGAUGGCCAGGAGCUGCAGCUAGUGGACAGAAUAAAGAUACAGAAGGAGAAGUACGUCCACCGCCUGCUGAUCCCAUCCACGCGGAUGUCCGACGCCGGAAAGUAUACAGUGGUGGCUGGGGGCAGCAUGUCUAGCGCCAACCUCUUUGUCGAGGGCAGAGAUGUCCGCAUCCGGAGCAUUAAAAGGGAGGUGCAGGUUAUUGAGAAACAACGUGCUGUUGUUGAGUUUGAGGUCAAUGAAGAUGAUGUUGAUGCCCACUGGUAUAAAGAUGGCAUUGAAAUCAAUUUCCAAGUUCAGGAACGACACCAGUAUGUGGUGGAGAGAAGAAUCCACCGGAUGUUUAUCUCUGAGACCAGGCACAGUGAUGCCGGUGAAUACACCUUCGUAGCAGGAAGGAACAGGAGUUCUGUUACUCUCUAUGUCAAUGCCCCAGAGCCACCCCAGAUUCUGCAGGAACUCCAGCCUAUUACUGUGCAGUCUGGCAAGCCUGCCCGCUUCUGUGCUGUGAUAUCCGGCAGACCGCAGCCCAAAAUUUCCUGGUAUAAGGAAGAGCAGCUGCUUUCCACUGGGUUCAAGUGCAAAUUCCUUCACGAUGGGCAAGAAUAUACACUUUUGCUCAUUGAAGCCUUCCCAGAGGACGCGGCCGUCUACACCUGUGAAGCCAGGAACGACUACGGAGUCGCCACCACCUCAGCAUCACUCUCUGUGGAAGUUCCGGAAGUUGUCUCUCCUGAUCAGGAAAUGCCAGUUUAUCCUCCUGCUAUCGUCACCCCACUUCAGGACGCUGUCACUUCUGAGGGACGGCCAGCUCACUUUCAAUGCAGAGUUUCUGGAACAGAUCUAAAAGUGUCUUGGUACAGCAAAGACAAGAAAAUCAAGCCAUCUCGGUUCUUUAAAAUGACUCAGUUUGAAGACACUUACCAACUGGAAAUUGCUGAAGCUUUUCCAGAAGACGAAGGAAUUUAUACUUUCGUUGCCAGCAAUGCUGUAGGUCAAGUCUCAAGCACAGCCACUCUGAGACUGGAAGCUCCUGAAUCAAUGUUGCAUGAGCAGAUUGAGAUGGAGAUGAAAGCUGCUCCAGUGAUCAGGAGGAGAAUUGAGCCCCUGGAAGUAGCCCUGGGCCACCUCGCCAAAUUCACCUGUGAGAUCCACAGCGCCCCCAAUGUCCGCUUCCAGUGGUUCAAAGCUGGACGAGAAAUCUAUGAAAGUGACAAGUGUUCUAUUCGGUCUGCAAAUUAUGUCACCACCCUGGAAAUCCUGAGAACCCAGGUUGUUGACUGUGGCGAGUACACCUGCAAAGCUUCCAACGAGUAUGGAAGUGUCAGCUGCACGGCCACCCUGACUGUGACAGAGGCAUAUCCACCAACCUUCUUCUCCAGACCUAAGUCCAUAACGACUUUUGUGGGUAAGGCAGCCAAGUUUCUCUGCACAGUGACAGGCACGCCCGUGAUUGAAACCAUUUGGCAAAAAGAUGGCAUGGCCCUCUCACCUUCCCCUACCUGCAAGAUUUCAGAUGUAGACAACAAACACAUUUUAGAGCUCUCAAAUCUUACAGUUCAUGAUAGAGGAGUUUACUCCUGUAAGGCUUCUAACAAGUUUGGAGCCGACACCUGCCAAGCUGAGUUGGACAUAAUUGACAAACCACAUUUCAUUAAAGAACUGGAGCCUGUACAAUCAGCUAUCAAUAAGAAGAUCCACCUUGAGGGCCAAGUAGAUGAAGACAGAAAAGUCACAAUUACAUGGAGCAAAAAUGGGCAGAGACUCCCCCCUGGGAAAGAUUAUAAGAUCUAUUUUGAAGAUAAAAUAGCAUCACUUGAGAUCCCGCUGGCCAAACUCAAAGAUUCGGGGACCUAUGUUUGCACAGCUUCCAAUGAGGCUGGAAGCAGCUCCACUUCCGCAACAGUAACUAUCAGAGAGCCACCAUCCUUUGUGAAGAAGGUGGAUCCUUCUUACUUAAUGCUCCCAGGUGAAUCAGCACGCCUCCACUGCAAGCUGAAAGGCUCACCUGUGAUCCAGGUUACUUGGUUUAAAAAUAACAAAGAACUUACUGAGAGUAACACAAUCAGAAUGUCUUUUGUCAAUUCUGAGGCUGUCCUUGAUAUUACGGAUGUAAAAGUUGAAGACAGCGGGACUUACUCGUGUGAAGCAGUGAAUGAUGUUGGCAGUGACAGCUGCAGUGCUGAAAUAGUUGUCAAAGAACCUCCUUCUUUCAUCAAAACUCUUGAGCCUGCAGACAUAGUGAGAGGAACAAAUGCCCUCCUUCAGUGUGAAAUCGCAGGCACUGGACCAUUUGAAAUUAGCUGGUUCAAGGAUAAGAAGCAAAUUCGAAGUAGUAAAAAGUACAGGUUGUUUUCUCAGAAGUCCACUGUGUCCCUGGAGAUCUUUUCUUUUAAUAGUGCAGACGUUGGUGACUAUGAGUGUGUGGUUGCUAAUGAAGUUGGGAAGUGUGGCUGUGUUGCAACCCACUUACUAAAAGAACCACCAACCUUUGUAAAGAAAGUAGAUGAUUUUACUGCACUGGCGGGACAGACGGUUACCUUACAAGCUGCCGUGAGAGGGUCAGAACCCAUUUCUGUCACAUGGAUGAAAGGACAGGAGAUCAUUAAAGAAGAUGGAAAGAUCAAAAUGAGUUUUGCCAAUGGUGUGGCAGUCUUGAUCAUCCCUGAUGUGCAGAUUAGUUUUGGUGACAAAUACACAUGCCUGGCUGAAAAUGAAGCCGGAAGCCAAACGUCUGUUGGGGAAUUAAUAGUUAAAGAACCCGCUAAAAUCAUUGAGAGAGCAGAACUGAUCCAAGUGACCGCAGGAGACCCAGCCACGCUGGAGUACACAGUCACAGGCACCCCAGAGCUCAAGCCAAAAUGGUACAAAGAUGGGAGACCUUUGGUCGCCAGUAAAAAGUAUAGGAUAAGUUUUAAAAACAAUGUUGCCCAACUCAAAUUUUAUUCGGCUGAACUGCACGAUAGCGGCCAGUACAUGUUUGAGAUUUCCAAUGAAGUGGGCAGCAGCUCCUGUGAGACAACCUUCACUGUCUUAGAUCGAGACAUUGCUCCAUUCUUCACCAAACCCCUUCGCAACGUGGACAGUGUGGUUAGUGGCACCUGCAGGCUGGACUGCAAAAUUGCUGGCUCCCUCCCCAUGAGGGUGUCCUGGUAUAAGGAUGGUAAAGAAAUAGCCUCCUCUGACAGAUACAGAAUAGCCUUUGUGGAAGGCACAGCCUCUUUGGAGAUAAGCAGAGUAGACAUGAGUGAUGCCGGGAAUUUCACCUGUCGAGCCACAAAUUCUGUGGGAAGCAAAGACUGCAGUGGAGCCCUGAUUGUGCAAGAACCACCCAGUUUUGUAACUAAACCUUCAUCAAAGGAUGUCCUGCCUGGCUUGGCUGUGUGCCUGAAGAGCACCUUCCAAGGGUCUACCCCUUUCACAAUCAGAUGGUUUAAGGGUGACAAAGAGCUGGUUUCUGGUGGAAGCUGCUAUAUCAACAAAGAAGCUUUAGAAAGUUCCCUGGAACUGUAUGCAGUAAAAACCACCGAUUCAGGCACAUACACCUGUAAAGUCAGCAACGUGGCCGGAGCUGUGGAGUGCAGUGCAAACUUGUUUGUAAAAGAACCUGCCACAUUUGUCGAAAGGUUAGAACCGUCCCAGCUGUUAAAGAAGGGAGACACCACCCAGCUUGCCUGCAAAGUCACGGGCACCCCUCCAAUUAAAAUAACGUGGUUUGCAAAUGAUAGAGAAAUUAAGGAGAGCAGCAAACAUAAAAUGUCUUUUGUGGAGUCCACUGCGGUUCUAAGACUUACAGAUAUUGCUGUCGAAGACAGUGGUGAAUAUAUGUGUGAGGCUCAAAAUGAGGCUGGCAGUGACCACUGCGGUAGCAUUCUGAUAGUCAAAGAGUCACCUUACUUUACCAAGGAAUUUAAGCCCAUUGAAGUGUUGAAGGAAUAUGACGUCAUGUUGCUGGCUGAGGUGGCAGGCACGCCUCCCUUUGAGAUCACUUGGUUCAAAGACAACACCACACUGCGAAGUGGCAGGAAGUAUAAGACCUUCAUUCAGGAUCAGCUGGUUAGCCUGCAGAUCCUCAAGUUUGUAGCUGCGGACGCGGGUGAAUACCAGUGUCGGGUCACCAAUGAGGUGGGCAGCACCACCUGCAGUGCCAGGGUGACUUUAAGAGAACCCCCAACCUUUGUAAAGAAGAUCGAAAGCACCAGCUCCCUCAGAGGAGGCACCGCUGCCUUCCAGGCCGUGCUGAAGGGCUCCCUGCCCAUCACGGUGACUUGGCUAAAAGACAACGAGGAGAUCACUGAAGAUGAUCACAUAAGAAUGACCUUUGAGAACAAUGUGGCAAGUCUGUACCUCAGUGGCAUUGAAGUCAAGCACGAUGGGAAAUAUGUUUGCCAGGCCAAAAAUGAUGCAGGAAUACAAAGGUGUUCCGCAGUACUCUCAGUAAAAGAACCUGCAACAAUCAUUGAGGAGGCUGUGUCUAUAGAUGUCACCCAUGGAGACCCUGCCACUUUGCAGGUUAAAUUUUCAGGGACUAAGGAGAUUACAGCCAAAUGGUUUAAAGAUGGCCAAGAACUGACCCUGGGCCAAAAAUAUAAAAUCAGUGUCACUGACACUGUCUCUAUACUGAAGAUUAUUUCUACAGAAAAGAGAGAUAGUGGUGAAUAUACUUUUGAAGUCCAAAAUGAUGUCGGGAGGAGCAGCUGCAAGGCUAGCAUUAAUGUCUUAGAUCUUAUCAUACCUCCAUCAUUCACCAAAAAGCUGAAGAAAAUGGACAGUAUUAAAGGGUCUUCCAUUGACUUAGAAUGUAUAGUGGCUGGGUCACACCCCAUAAGCAUCCAGUGGUUCAAAGAUGACCAAGAAAUAACAGCUAGUGAAAAAUACAAGUUCUCUUUUCAUGACAAUACUGCCUUCUUGGAAAUCAGUCAGCUGGAAGGUUCAGACAGUGGCACCUACACUUGUUCUGCCACUAACAAGGCGGGACACAACCAGUGCAGUGGCCAUCUGACAGUCAAAGAACCCCCUUACUUCCUGGAAAAGCCACAGUCACAAGAUGUCAAUCCCAAUACAAGGGUUCAAUUAAAGGCACUUGUGGGUGGCACUACACCCAUGACAAUAAAGUGGUUUAAAGAUAACAAAGAGUUGCACUCCGGAGCGGCUCGCUCAGUCUGGAAGGAUGACACCUCCACCAUCCUGGAGCUCUUUUCAGCCAAAGCUGCUGAUUCGGGGACCUACAUUUGCCAACUGAGCAAUGAUGUUGGCACAGCAACCACUAAAGCCACUCUCUUUGUGAAAGAACCUCCUCAAUUCAUUAAGAAGCCCAGCCCGGUGCUAGUGCUGAGGAAUGGACAGUCCACGACAUUUGAAUGCCAGAUAACAGGCACUCCUGAAAUCAGAGUUUCUUGGUAUCUGGACGGGAAUGAAAUAACAGCUGUUCAGAAACAUGGCAUUUCCUUCAUUGAUGGUUUAGCCACUUUCCAGAUAUCUGGGGCCAGGGUGGAAAAUAGUGGGACUUACGUCUGUGAAGCUCAAAAUGAUGCAGGCACUGCAAGCUGCAGCAUUGAGUUAAAAGUGAAAGAACCUCCCACCUUUAUCAGGGAGCUGAAACCUGUGGAGGUAGUCAAAGAUAGUGAUGUGGAGCUGGAGUGUGAAGUUAUGGGAACAUCUCCAUUCCAAGUCACUUGGCUGAGGAAUAACAAGGAAAUUCGGAGCAGCAAAAAAUACACCCUGACUGACAGAGUGUCAGUGUUUAAUCUCAACAUAAACAGAUGUGACCCUUCAGACACUGGUGACUACCAGUGCAUCGUAUCCAAUGAAGGCGGCAGCUGCUCUUGCAGCGCUCGAGUCUCUCUGAAAGAGCCACCCUCGUUCAUAAAGAAGAUAGAAAACAUCACUACUGUUUUGAAAAGUUCUGCCACCUUUCAGAGCACUGUGGCGGGCUCACCUCCCAUUUCUGUCACCUGGCUCAAGGAUGAUCAGAUUCUGGAUGAAGAUGAUAAUGUUCACAUGUCCUUUGUGAACAACGUGGCCACACUUCAAAUUAGAUCUGUGGAUAAUGGACACAGUGGGAGGUACACAUGUCAAGCCAAGAACGAGUCAGGAGUUGAGAGGUGUUAUGCUUUCCUUUUAGUACAAGAACCCGCUCAGAUCAUAGAGAAAGCUAAAUCUGUCGAUGUAACUGAGAAAGACCCAGUGACCUUGGAGUGUGUUGUGGCCGGAACGCCAGAACUCAAAGUCAAGUGGCUUAAAGAUGGGAAACAGAUUGUGCCUAGUAGAUAUUUUUCGAUGAGUUUUGAAAACAACGUGGCCAGCUUUAGGAUUCAGUCAGUAAUGAAGCAAGACAGCGGCGAGUACACUUUCAAGGUGGAAAAUGACUUUGGAAGCAGUAGCUGUGAUGCCUACCUGAGAGUACUAGAUCAAGAUAUUCCUCCAUCAUUCACCAAAAAGUUAACCAAAAUGGAUAAAGUUCUAGGCUCUUCCAUUCAUAUGGAGUGCAAAGUUUCUGGCUCACUUCCUAUUAGUGCUCAGUGGUUUAAGGAUGGAAAAGAAAUAUCUACAAGUGCAAAAUACAGACUUGUCUGUCAUGAGAACACGGUAUCACUGGAUGUUAACAAUCUGGAAUUAGAAGACACUGCAAAUUACACAUGCCGAGUAUCAAACGUAGCAGGGGAUGCGGCAUGCAGUGGCAUCUUGACUGUAAAAGAACCUCCAAGCUUCCUAGUGAAACCUGAGCGACAACAAGCCAUACCUGACUCUACGGUGGAAUUUAAAGCUGUGCUAAAAGGAACACCACCAUUUAAAAUCAAGUGGUUUAAGGAUGAUGUGGAACUUGCCUCUGGACCUAAAUGUUUCAUUGGCUUGGAAGGGUCAACUAGCUUCUUAAAUCUGUACUCAGUGGAUGCUUCCAAGACUGGACAGUAUACUUGCCAAGUUACCAAUGACGUUGGUAGCGACUCUUGUACCACAGUGUUGCUUGUGACAGAACCACCAAAGUUUGUAAAGAAACUAGAAGCGACCAAAAUAGUGAGAGCAGGUGACUCAGCACGACUUGAAUGCAAAAUAACUGGAUCCCCAGACAUCAGAGUUGUGUGGUACAGAAAUGAGCAUGAACUCCCAGCCAGUGAGAAAUACAGAAUGGCUUUCAUUGACUCGGUGGCCGUCUUACAGAUGAAUAAUCUUGGUACUGAAGACACUAGUGAUUUCAUUUGUGAGGCUCAGAAUCUUGCUGGCAGCACAAGCUGUAGUACCAAGGUUAUUGUAAAAGAACCACCUGUUUUUAGCAGCUUCCCUCCUGUGGUAGAAACUCUUAAAAAUGCUGAAGUUAGUAUUGAAUGUGAACUUUCGGGAACACCACCAUUUGAGGUGGUUUGGUACAAAGAUAAGCGACAACUCCGAAGCAGCAAGAAAUAUAAGAUUGCGUCCAAAAAUUUCCAUGCAAGUAUUCACAUUCUCAAUGUUGACACUUCAGACAUUGGUGAAUACCACUGCAAAGCACAGAACGAAGUGGGUAGUGAUACAUGCAUUUGUACUGUAAAACUAAAAGAACCACCAAGAUUUGUCUCCAAGCUGAACAGCCUCACUGUUGUAGCUGGUGAGCCUGCUGAGUUACAAGCAUCCAUAGAAGGCACCCAGCCUAUUUAUGUCCAGUGGCUUAAAGAGAAGGAAGAAGUGGUUAGAGAAAGUGAAAACAUAAGAAUUACAUUUGUGGAAAAUGUUGCCACUCUGCAGUUUUCAAAAGCAGAACCAGCUGAUGCUGGGAAGUAUAUCUGCCAAAUCAAGAAUGACGGUGGGAUGAGGGAGAACAUGGCCACGUUGACUGUUUUAGAACCUGCGGUCAUUGUCGAGAAAGCAGGUUCGAUGACGGUGACUGUGGGAGAAACGUGCUCUCUGGAGUGUAAGGUGGCUGGCACUCCCGAACUCUCAGUCGAAUGGUACAAGGAUGGAAAGCUGUUGACCAGCAGCCAAAAACACAAAUUUAGCUUCUACAACAAAAUCUCUUCCUUAAAGAUUCUCUCUGUUGAAAAGCAGGACGCGGGCACAUACACUUUCCAGGUUCAAAAUAAUGUUGGAAAAAGCAGCUGCACAGCAGUGGUGGAUGUUUCAGACCGAAUGGUUCCUCCGUCUUUCACACGAAGACUGAAAGAUACCAUUGGAGUGCUGGGUACAUCUUGCAUCUUGGAGUGCAAAGUAGCCGGGUCAUCACCAAUCUCUGUUGCCUGGUUUCAUGAGAAAACCAAGAUUGUCAGUGGAGCGAAGUACCAGACUACAUUUUCAGAUAACAUCUGCACGUUGCAGCUCAAUUCUCUGGACUCAUCAGAUAUGGGCAGUUACACGUGUGUGGCUGCUAAUGUCGCUGGGUCUGAUGAGUGCCGUGCAGUGUUGGCUGUACAAGAACCACCCUCUUUCGUGAAGGAACCUGAACCUUUGGAAGUACUACCAGGCAAAAACAUCACCUUCACAAGUGUUAUUAGAGGAACCCCUCCAUUUAAGGUUGGCUGGUUCAGAGGUGCCAGAGAACUGGUGAGAGGAGACAGGUGCAACAUCUAUUUUGAAGACACUGUGGCAGAACUGGAAUUAUUUAAUGUCGACAUCUCUCAGAGUGGGGAAUACACCUGUGUGGUUUCUAACAACGCUGGCCAAACAUCCUGUAUUACCCAUCUCUUUGUAAAAGAACCAGCUGUGUUUGUGAAGAAACUGAGUGAUCACUCUGUAGAACCAGGGAAAUCCAUCAUUUUGGAAAGUACCUACAUGGGAACACUCCCCAUUUCAGUUACAUGGAAAAAGGAUGGUUUCAACAUAACACCCUCUGAAAAAUGCAACAUAGUCACAACAGAGAAGACCUGCAUCCUGGAAAUUCUGAACAGCACAAAAAGAGAUGCAGGACAGUAUUCCUGCGAGAUUGAAAAUGAGGCGGGAAGGGAUGUUUGCGAAGCUCUGGUGUCUACAUUAGAACCGCCUUAUUUUGUUACGGAACUGGAGCCUCUGGAGGCAUCAGUGGGAGAUUCGGUUUCUUUACAAUGCCAAGUUGCUGGGACCCCAGAAAUUACAGUGUCUUGGUACAAAGGUGAUACCAAGUUACGGCCGACUCCUGAAUACAGGACUUAUUUUACAAACAAUGUGGCCACACUUGUUUUUAACAAAGUGAACAUCAAUGACAGUGGAGAGUACACAUGUAAAGCAGAAAACAGCAUAGGAACUGCCUCUUCUAAGACUGUCUUCAGAAUUCAAGAGCGCCAGCUCCCACCUUCCUUUGCAAGACAAUUAAAGGACAUUGAACAAACUGUUGGGUUACCAGUUACCCUCACUUGUCGAUUGAAUGGCUCUGCACCCAUCCAAGUGAGCUGGUACAGAGAUGGGGUACUUUUACGAGAUGAUGAAAAUCUACAGACAUCGUUUGUAGAUAAUGUGGCAACUUUAAAAAUUUUGCAAACAGACUUGAGUCACUCUGGCCAGUACUCUUGUUCAGCUUCUAAUCCACUUGGGACAGCAUCUUCCAGUGCUAGACUGACAGCGAGAGAGCCUAAGAAAUCGCCCUUCUUUGACAUCAAGCCUGUAUCUAUAGAUGUUAUUGCUGGGGAAAGUGCUGACUUUGAGUGUCAUGUUACUGGUGCUCAACCAAUGCGAAUUACUUGGUCAAAAGAUAACAAGGAGAUCCGUCCUGGAGGAAACUACACAAUUACAUGUGUGGGAAACACUCCCCAUUUGAGAAUUCUUAAAGUAGGCAAAGGAGACUCUGGUCAAUAUACUUGCCAAGCAACCAACGAUGUUGGCAAAGACAUGUGCUCUGCUCAACUCAGUGUAAAAGAACCUCCAAAGUUUGUUAAGAAAUUAGAAGCUUCAAAAGUUGCAAAGCAGGGAGAAUCCAUCCACCUGGAAUGCAAAAUAAGUGGUUCUCCAGAAAUCAAAGUUACAUGGUUUCGAAAUGACAGUGAACUUCAUGAGAGCUGGAAGUACAACAUGUCCUUUGUGGACUCUCUGGCACUGCUCACCAUCAAUGAAGCCAGCACAGGGGACAGCGGGGACUACAUCUGUGAAGCCCAUAACGGUGUCGGGGACGCCAGCUGCAGCACAGCCCUGACCGUCAAAGCACCUCCUGUUUUCACCCAGAAGCCUUCUCCAAUAGGAGCCCUUAAAGGUUCUGAUGUUGUCCUCCAAUGUGAAAUUUCGGGAACUCCCCCUUUUGAAGUGGUGUGGGUUAAAGAUCGCAAGCAAGUUCGAAGCAGCAAGAAGUUUAAAAUCACCUCGAAAAAUUUUGAUGCAAGUCUUCAUAUCCUUAACCUGGAUACCGCCGAUGUAGGAGAAUAUCACUGCAAAGCUACUAAUGAGGUGGGAAGUGACACGUGUGUUUGCACUGUCAAAUUCAAAGAACCCCCACGAUUUGUGAAAAAGCUCAGUGACACCUCAACCCUUGUUGGGCAUGCUGUUGAGUUGCAGGCUGUAGUGGAAGGCUUCCAGCCCAUAUCUGUUGUCUGGCUGAAAGAUAAAGGUGAAGUCAUCAGAGAGAGUGAAAACACUAGGAUUUCAUUUGUUGACAAUGUUGCAACCCUCCAACUUGGGAGCCCAGAGGCAUCUAACUCUGGAAAAUACGUGUGUCAAAUCAAAAACGAUGCUGGAAUGAGAGAGUGUUCGGCAGUCUUGACUGUCCUAGAACCAGCCAGAAUCAUUGAGAAACCAGAACCCAUGACUGUCACUACUGGAAAUCCUUUCGCAUUAGAAUGUGUAGUGACUGGAACACCAGAACUUUCAGCCAAGUGGUUCAAAGAUGGGAGAGAAAUAGCUGCAGACAGCAAACAUCACAUCACAUUCGUCAACAAAGUGGCUUCACUUAAAAUCCCUUGUGCAGAAAUGAGUGACAAGGGGUUAUAUAGCUUUGAAGUGAAGAACAGUGUUGGUAAAAGUAACUGCACUGUUUCUGUCCAUGUUUCCGAUCGGGUUGUGGCUCCUUCCUUCAUCCGCAAGCUGAAGGACGUCAACGCCAUCAUCGGGGCCUCCGUGGUUUUGGAGUGCAGAGUCUCCGGCUCCGCCCCCAUCUCCGUGGGCUGGUUUCAGGAUGGCAGUGAGAUCGUCAGUGGGCCUAAAUGCCAGUCGAGCUUUUCAGAAAAUGUUUGCACUUUGAACCUGAGCGUCUUGGAGCCCUCUGACACAGGCACCUACACAUGCGUGGCCGCCAACGUGGCUGGGUCCGAUGAAUGCUCAGCGGUCCUGACUGUCCAAGAACCACCUUCUUUUGAACAAACCCCUGACUCUGUGGAAGUGCUCCCUGGAACGAGCCUCACAUUCACCAGUGUCAUCAGAGGCACCCCGCCUUUCAAGGUCAAAUGGUUUAAAGGCAGCAAGGAGCUGGUGUCCGGGGAAUCAUGCAGCAUCUCUCUGGAAGAUUUUGUCACGGAACUGGAGUUAUUUGAGGUGGAGCCAUUGCAAAGCGGGGACUACUCCUGCCUCGUGUCUAACGAUGCUGGCAGUGCUUCCUGUAGCACACAUCUUUUUGUGAAAGAACCGGCCACCUUUGUGAAAAGACUGGCCGAUUUCAGUGUCGAGACAGGAAACCCCAUCGUUCUUGAGGCCACGUUUACGGGUACACCUCCCAUCUCGGUGAGCUGGAUGAAGAAUGAGUACCUCCUUACACAGUCUCAGAAUUGCAGUAUUACCAUGACAGAGAAAUCUACCAUCCUGGAGAUCGUCGACAGCACGAUAGAGGAUUACGCGCAGUACAGUUGCCUAAUAGAAAAUGAGGCUGGUCAAGAUAUUUGCGAUGCUGUGGUGUCUGUCUUAGAACCACCUUAUUUCAUUGAGCCUCUGGAACACGUGGAAGCAGUCAUUGGAGAACCUAUAACUUUACAGUGUAAAGUGGAUGGAACCCCGGAAAUUAGAAUUUCUUGGUAUAAAGAACACACAAAGCUACGAUCAGCUCCUGCAUAUAAAAUGCAGUUCAAAAAUAACGUUGCCUCCCUGGUGAUCAACAAAGUGGAUCACAGUGACGUGGGAGAAUAUACCUGCAAGGCAGAAAACAUUGUGGGAGCAGUGGCUUCUUCAUCUGUGCUUGUUAUCAAAGAGCGCAAACUUCCACCUUCCUUUGCAAGAAAACUGAAGGAUGUUCAGGAGACUCUUGGCUUCCCAGUUGCAUUUGAAUGUCGCAUCAAUGGCUCAGAACCUCUCCAAGUGUCUUGGUACAAGGAUGGGGUACUUUUGAGAGAUGAUGCUAAUCUGCAAACAUCUUUUGUUCACAAUGUAGCAACUCUCCAGAUUUUGCAGACUGACCAGAGCCACGUCGGUCAGUACAAUUGCUCGGCUUCUAAUCCCCUUGGGACUGCUUCAUCCAGUGCGAAGCUCAUCCUCUUAGAGCACGAAGUACCUCCUUUCUUUGAUCUCAAGCCUGUGUCAGUAGAUCUGGCUCUUGGAGAAAGUGGUUCUUUUAAAUGUCAUGUAACUGGAACUGCACCAAUCAAAAUCACUUGGGCUAAAGACAACCGAGAGAUUCGUCCUGGAGGCAACUACAAGAUGACUUUGGUUGAAAAUACUGCCACGCUGACGGUUCUCAAAAUAGGCAAAGGCGAUGCUGGGCAGUACACCUGCUAUGCAAGCAAUGUCGCUGGAAAAGACUCUUGUUCUGCUCAUCUGGGUGUACAAGAACCACCCAGGUUCAUUAAGAAGCUGGAACCUUCAAGAAUCGUGAAACAAGAUGAAUCUACAAGAUACGAAUGUAAAAUAGGAGGGUCUCCAGAAAUCAAAGUUUUAUGGUACAAGGACGAGACUGAAAUUCAAGAGAGCAGUAAAUUCAGAAUGUCAUUCGUGGACUCGGUGGCAGUGUUGGAAAUGCACGGGCUCAGUGUGGAAGACAGUGGAGAUUACACCUGCGAGGCCUCCAAUGCAGCCGGCAGCGCAAGCAGCACCACCUCCUUGAAAGUUAAAGAACCACCCAUUUUCCGCAAAAAGCCUCAUCCCAUUGAAACACUGAAAGGAGCUGAUGUUCACCUUGAAUGUGAGCUUCAGGGCACUCCCCCAUUUCAAGUUUCGUGGCAUAAAGACAAGAGAGAACUUAGGAGUGGCAAGAAGUACAAGAUAAUGUCUGAGAACUUCCUGACGAGUAUUCAUAUUCUGAGCGUCGAUGCUGCGGACAUUGGGGAGUAUCAGUGUAAAGCAACGAAUGAUGUGGGAAGUGACACCUGUGUUGGUUCCAUCACUCUGAAAGCACCACCAAGGUUUGUGAAGAAGCCCAGUGAUGUUUCUACCAUUGUUGGUGAAGAAGUUCAGCUUCAGGCUACCGUUGAAGGCGCUGAGCCCAUUUCCGUGGUGUGGUUCAAAGACAAGGGGGAGAUCGUCAGAGAAAGUGACAACAUAUGGAUCUCUUAUUCAGAAAACACUGCAACGCUACAGUUCUCAAGAGCAGAAACAGCCAACGCUGGGAAAUACACCUGUCAGAUCAAAAACGAUGCCGGAAUGCAAGAGUGUUCUGCCACGGUGUCCAUCCUCGAGCCUGCAGCAAUUGUGGAAAAGCCAGAAUCCAUAAAAGUGACCACAGGAGACACCUGCACCUUGGAAUGCAUGGUCACUGGCACGCCCGAACUCACUACCAGGUGGUUUAAGGAUGGAAAAGAGCUGACGAGUGACAGCAAAUACAAAAUAAGCUUCUUCAACAAAGUGUCUGGCCUGAAGAUCAUUAAUGUGGCCCCCAGUGACAGUGGGGUGUACAGUUUUGAGGUGCAGAACCCUGUGGGCAAAGACAGCUGCACCGCCUCAGUGCAAGUUUCAGACCGAACUGUUCCUCCUUCGUUCACGAGAAGAUUGAAAGAGACAAAUGGCCUGUCUGGUUCCUCCGUGGUAAUGGAGUGUAAAGUCUAUGGAUCACCUCCAAUCUCUGUCUCCUGGUUCCAUGAAGGAAACGAGAUUAGCAGUGGAAGGAAAUACCAGACCACCCUGACGGAUAACACAUGUGCUUUAACUGUGAACAUGCUGGAAGAAUCAGAUGCUGGCAGCUACACGUGUAUAGCUACUAAUGUGGCCGGUUCUGAUGAGUGCAGUGCUCCUUUGACUGUGAGAGAACCACCAUCUUUUGUUCAGAAACCUGACCCCAUGGAUGUUUUAACUGGAAGCAACGUAACCUUCACAAGCAUUGUAAAAGGAACACCCCCUUUCAGUGUUAGCUGGUUCAAGGGCAGCAGUGAACUAGUACCAGGGGACACAUGUAAUGUGUCUUUGGAGGAUUCAGUUGCUGAACUGGAGUUGUUUGAUGUAGAUACAUCACAGGGUGGGGAGUAUACCUGCAUCGUCAGUAAUGAAGCUGGCAGAGUUUCUUGUACAACGCAUCUCUACGUAAAAGCCCCAGCCAGAUUUGUAAAGAAGCUCAAUGAUUACAGCAUAGAGAAAGGAAAACCUCUGAUCCUGGAGGGCACGUACACUGGAACUCCUCCCAUUUCCGUGACAUGGAAGAAAAAUGGCAUAAACGUAACUCCAUCUCAGAGGUGUAACAUAACCACAACUGAAAAAUCUGCCAUCCUGGAAAUCCCAAGCAGCACCGUGGAGGACGCAGGACAGUACAACUGUUACAUUGAGAACACUUCUGGAAAAGACUCCUGUUCAGCACAGAUCCUGAUACUAGAACCACCAUAUUUUAUCAAGCAGUUGGAGCCUGUGAAGGUGACUGUUGGAGAUUCUGCCUCCUUACAAUGCCAGCUUGGUGGGACCCCUGAAAUUGCAGUGUCCUGGUUUAAAGGAGAUACAAAAUUGAGACCUACUGCUACCUGCAAGAUGCAUUUUAGGAACAAUGUUGCUACAUUGGUUUUCAACCAGGUUGAUAGUAAUGACAGUGGAGAAUAUAUCUGCAGAGCUGAAAACAGUGUGGGAGAGGUGUCUUCAUCAACUUUCCUGACUGUUCAAGAGCAAAAACUUCCACCCUCAUUUUCUCGACAAUUGCGAGAUGUUCAGGAAACAGUCGGGCUACCGGUUAUUUUUGAGUGUGCUAUCAGUGGAUCAGAACCUAUCUCAGUGUCUUGGUUUAAAGAUGGCAGGCCAGUGAAAGACAGCCCCAAUGUACAAGCAUCGUUUUUAGAUAAUGUGGCCACUCUAAACAUUUUUCAGACUGAUCGGAGUUUUGCAGGCCAGUAUUCUUGCACAGCCUCAAACCCUAUAGGUUCUGCUACUUCCAGCGCCAGACUCAUUCUCACAGAGGGGAAGAACGCCCCCUUCUUUGACAUCCCUCUGGCCCCUGUGGAUGCUGUGGUGGGAGAGAGUGCGGACUUUGAGUGCCACGUGACUGGGACACAGCCGAUAAAGGUCGCCUGGGCUAAAGACAACAGAGAGAUCCGCAGUGGUGGAAACUACCAGAUUAGUUAUCUGGAAAACAGUGCCCACCUGACCAUCCUGAAAGUGGACAAAGGAGACUCUGGACAGUAUACAUGUUAUGCUGUCAAUGAAGUGGGCAAGGACUCUUGCACGGCUCAGCUCAACAUAAGAGAGCGGCUGAUCCCACCAAGUUUCACGAAAAAACUCUCAGAGACAGUAGAAGAAACAGAAGGGAAUUCUUUCAAACUUGAGGGCCGUGUUGCUGGUUCCCAACCCAUCUCUGUUGCUUGGUACAAAAAUAACAUAGAGAUCCACCCAACAUCUAACUGUGAAAUCACAUUCAAGAACAACACACUUCUGCUGCACAUCAAGAGGGCAGGCAUGGAUGAUGCUGGUUUGUACACAUGCAAAGCGUCAAAUGAUGCAGGCUCUGCUCUGUGUACAUCUUCGAUCAUCAUCAAAGAACCUAAGAAGCCACCUGUGUUUGAUCAGCACCUUACCCCAGUAACAGCAAGUGAAGGAGAAUUUGUGCAACUCAGCUGCCACAUCUGGGGAUCAGAACCCAUCAGGAUCCAGUGGUUGAAGGCUGGCAGAGAAAUAAAGCCCUCAGACAGAUGCAGCUUCAGCUUUGCUAAUGGGACUGCUGUGCUGGAACUUAAGGAUGUGACUAAAGCAGAUGCAGGAGAUUAUGUGUGUAAAGCUUCCAAUGUGGCUGGAAGUGACACUUCCAAAUCAAAAGUGACCAUUAAAGACAAACCAGCUGCCGUCCCAGCAGCUAAGAAAGCAGCAGUAGAUGGAAAACUCUUCUUCGUAUCAGAACCUCAGAGUAUCAGAGUUGUAGAAAAAACCACUGCAACAUUCAUUGCAAAAGUUGGAGGUGAUCCAAUUCCAAAUGUGAAGUGGACAAAAGGGAAAUGGAGACAGCUGAACCAAGGAGGUCGAAUACUGAUCCACCAAAAAGGCGAUGAAGCCAAGCUGGAGAUUAGAGACACCACAAAAACUGAUUCUGGGUUAUACCGAUGUGUUGCGUUUAAUAAACAUGGUGAAAUUGAAAGUAAUGUUAACCUACAGGUGGAUGAAAGGAAGAAACAAGAGAAAAUUGAAGGAGAUCUUAGAGCAAUGCUGAAAAAGACUCCAGUCUUAAAGAAAGGAGCUGGGGAAGAAGAGGAAAUUGAUAUCAUGGAGCUUCUCAAAAAUGUUGAUCCAAAAGAAUAUGAAAAAUAUGCCCGCAUGUAUGGAAUCACUGAUUUCCGGGGUCUUCUUCAAGCAUUUGAACUGCUAAAGCAAAGUCAAGGAGAAGAGACACAUAGAUUGGAAAUUGAAGAAAUAGAGAAGUCAGAGAAGGAAGAGAAGGAAUUUGAAGAACUUGUAUCCUUUAUUCAGCAAAGGCUGUCACAAACAGAGCCUGUCACUCUGAUCAAGGACAUUGAAAAUCAGACAGUUUUGAAAGAUGACGAUGCUGUCUUUGAAAUUGACAUUAAGAUUAAUUAUCCAGAAAUCAAGCUUUCAUGGUACAAAGGGACUGAAAAACUGGAACGCAGUGAUAAGUUUGAAAUAAGCAUUGAUGGUGAUCGACAUACUCUCAGAGUCAAGAACUGUCAACUUAAAGAUCAGGGCAAUUACAGAUUGGUGUGUGGUCCACACAUUGCUAGUGCUAAACUAACUGUAAUUGAUAUUCCUGACUCCAGAGUUCCAAUUCCUACCAUGCCAAUCCGAGCAAUACCACCAGAAGAAGUUACUGUAACAGCACAGAAAGAAUGGGCUUACACCAAAGAAGAAGAAACUGUUUCAGUAGAACGGGAAGAAGAAUAUGAGGAAUACGAAGAAUAUGAUUAUAAAGAAUUUGAGGAGUAUGAACCAACAGAAGAAUAUGAUCACAAGAACUUAUCAAUAAACAAUAUCUUUAAAGUGCCUGAGAUUCCUAAGAAGCCUGAGGAGAAGGUUCCUGUGCCCAUUCCUAAGAAAGAGAAGGCUCCACCAGCUAAAGAGGUGCCCAAAAAAGUCCUCCCAGAAGAAAAGAAGCCAACACCUAUUUCGAAAAAAGUGGAGGUUCCUCCGCCCAAAGAGGAAGAGGAAAUUUCACCUGAGGAAGAAGUUCCACCAGAGGAGGAGGAGAUUCCUCCAGAGGAAGAGGAAGUUCCUCCUGAAGAAGAGGAAAUUCCUCCUGAGGAGGAAGAAUUUGUACCUGAGGAAGAAGUGGUACCCGAAGAAGAAGAAGUUCUUCCAGAAAUUAAGCCUAAAGUGCCAGUACCUGCACGAGUUCUAGCAUUCAAACAAGCUUGUGUCUUUAAAGUGCACGAGGAGCCUGAGGAAAUAGCCCCAGAGGAGCCUCCAGUUGAAGUCGUAGAAGAGCCAGAGCCUGCUCCUGCUCCUCCUCCAAAAGUGACCGUCCCACCUAAGAAACCUGUCCCAGAAAAGAAACCACCUGCUGUUGUUGCCAAGAAACCUGAACCACCACCAGUGAAAGUGCCAGAGGUACCAAAGAAACCUGUCGUGGAGGAGAAACCAGCCAUCCCUGUUCCUGAGAGAGUAGAGUCUCCUCCUCCAGAAGAGGAAGAGCCAGUUCCUGUUGUAGAAGAGGAAGAGCCAGUUCCUAUUGUUGAAGAGGAAGAGCCAGUUCCUGUUGUAGAAGAGGUGGAACCAGAAGCCCCACCACCAGCAGAGAAAGUGUCAGUUCCUAUCCCUGAAGAACCAGAAGCUCCACCUGUCCAAG